Molecule: messenger RNA, 342 nt
Organism: Paramecium tetraurelia
Lineage: Eukaryota; Ciliophora; Oligohymenophorea; Peniculida; Parameciidae
Exons: 2
Source: RefSeq, a predicted model, not a curated record
AUGUGCAAAAAGAAGAUUUUAGAAUGGGAGAAUGAAUUAUUGAGAUGGGAAUCAAAUAAUUUAAAUAAUCGUCAAUCUAAUGAACCUUUGACAAAUGAUAAGAUAGAAGAUACAUUUGCGAUUUUCAAUAUUGCUGAGUAACUAUAACAAACAUAUCAAAAGCUAAGAGAUAGGUCUAAACUUGUUAUAUAUAACCUUUUUCUUGCAAUCAUUAUCUUAACUAUAUGGUCAAAAAGGGCAACAUAAGAUCUUAGCUAAUACAUUAUUGAAAAAUUAGCAAAAGUAACACAAUUAAAAUAACUCAAAGAUCAAGCUAUCAUGAUUAAGAGAUAUUAAAAUUGA